CAGGGCGGGGGUGGGAGCCUGGCAUAUAAAGCCCCUGGGGCCCCGGGGCCUGCAGGGGCGGGUUGCGCACGGUGCCAUGGCGGGCUCCGAGGAGGUGCAGAGGGCCACGGCACUCAUCGAGGAGCGGCUGGCACAGGAGGAGGAGAAUGAGAAACUCCGAGGAACCACCACCCAUCAGAAGUUGCCCAUGGAGAUGCUGGUGUUGGAGGAUGAGAAGCACCACAGGCCUCAGAGUCCAUCCUUACAAAAGGUUAAGGGUCAAGAGCGCGUGCGUAAAACAUCCCUAGACCUGCGGAGGGAGAUCAUCGACGUGGGUGGGAUCCAGAACCUCAUCCAGCUGCGGAAAAAGCGCAAGCAGAAGAAGCGGGAAGCCCUGGCAGCCCCCCAGGAGCCGCCUCCUGAGCCGGAGGAGAUCACCGGCCCCGUGGACGCGGAGACAUUCCUGAAAGCGGCGGUGGAGGGGCAAAUGAAGGUCAUUGAGAAGUUCCUGGCGGACGGGGGUUCCCCCGACACCUGCGAUCAGUUCCACCGGACAGCACUGCACCGAGCUUCCCUGGAGGGCCACAUGGAGAUCCUGGAGAAGCUUCUAGAGAGUGGGGUCACUGUGGACUUCCAGGAUCGGCUGGACUGCACGGCCAUGCAUUGGGCCUGCCGUGGGGGCCACUUGGAGGUGGUGAAGCUUCUGCAAAGUCGGGGAGCAGACACCAACGUGAGGGAUAAGCUGCUGAGCACCCCCCUGCAUGUGGCAGUCCGGACGGGGCACGUGGAGAUCGUGGAACACUUUCUAUCCCUGGGCCUGGACAUCAAUGCCAAAGACAGAGAAGGGGACAGCGCCCUGCAUGACGCCGUGAGGCUCAAUCGCUACAAAAUCAUCAAACUGCUGCUCCUGCACGGGGCUGACAUGAUGAGCAAGAACCUGGAAGGAAAGACCCCCACGGACCUGGUGCAGCUGUGGCAGGCUGACACCCGGCACGCUCUGGAGCACCCGGAGCCGGGGUCAGAGCAGAACGGGCUGGAGGGGUCUGCUGAGGGUGGGCGGGAGACCCCGAAGCCUGUGCCAGCCCAGUAAACGACUGUCCCAGCCCAGCCAGGCACCUGGCCUGUCCCCUGCGUACAGCCGGAGGGUCAUAAGAAUGGCCCCCAGAGCUGAGGACCGCAGCAUACCUCUGUACGCCCCGGGAGCCCCCACAAGCUACCGCAAUUAAAACAAAAAGUCAUUUUU
Messenger RNA from Lagenorhynchus albirostris (white-beaked dolphin), 1222 nucleotides. RefSeq names its product ankyrin repeat domain 2 (gene ANKRD2). The coding region runs from base 77 to 1069 and encodes 330 amino acids. NCBI's taxonomy places the organism in Eukaryota, Metazoa, Chordata, Mammalia, Artiodactyla, Delphinidae. Gene Ontology annotation, cellular component: nucleus. Gene Ontology annotation, biological process: regulation of transcription by RNA polymerase II. The transcript has 9 exons. The record is from RefSeq and is a predicted model, not a curated record. Gene Ontology annotation, molecular function: RNA polymerase II-specific DNA-binding transcription factor binding.